This is a messenger RNA of Ixodes scapularis (black-legged tick), 1449 nucleotides long. RefSeq lists its product as uncharacterized. The transcript has 7 exons. NCBI's taxonomy places the organism in Eukaryota, Metazoa, Arthropoda, Arachnida, Ixodida, Ixodidae. Bases 1 to 1449 code for a protein of 482 amino acids. The record is from RefSeq and is a predicted model, not a curated record. Gene Ontology annotation, molecular function: zinc ion binding.
AUGAGAUUGCACAAAACAUUCUUCUCGCCACGCAACGGUGGAAAGAGCAAUACGGCCCAACUCCUAGCCCAAGCCAUGCUCGAACUCGAACGCAUAGACGAAUACGUCAGCCAACUCAGAUUAACACAACAGGAGGAACACAGAGAACAAUCCAGGCAGCAUAGCAUGUUCCUGUUCGCAAAAUGUUUUGAUGUGUGUCAGAAUAAAAUGCUCAAUAUGCCGACUUUCGAUGCUGGUGAGCUCCUUGCCCCUGACCGUCAUAUCUGCAAUGGGAAGUGCACUUGCAAGGCAGGGUACCCCGGCACAUGCAAGCAUGCUGCUGCCGUGGCACUAUGGAUUAGUGAACAGCAGCCCCUCUCCAAAACAGAACUGCCACAGGCUUGGGGCCAGCCCUCUCGAAAACCAAACAUUGACGCAAAGGAAUCGAUUGAGGAACUGUUCGGACGUAAAAAGGAGCUGUUUGUUGGUGGGGCACGGCCUGAUCAAGUUCCACCGUCAUAUGUCCUAAACAGGUUCCCAGAAAUUGCGUGCCCUCACAACGACAUGGCACGGAUUGGUGCCAUGACCACCACUGAAAGAGAGGCGAAAUCUGUGAUCUCAGAUGUCUUGAGUGCGGUAUUUCACCAGAUAGAGCUUGCGCGCCUGCAAAAAAUGAUUAAAUGGGAAAAUUGCAUGCCUGUUUAUCACGUAAUGACUGUAAAUUUCGAGUCGUCCAUUGCAUUGAGACUUGUCCGUUGUAACCUGGAGGAGGAGAUGACGCCAGCUGAGAGGGAACUAUACUCCUCCAAAGUGGCGUGCACGCAGCAAGGUGCCGAGUGCAUUGCUGUGGACACAGUGCUUCAGGCAGGCUCGAAAAGGUGGUUCAGCGAACGUGAAGUCAGGCUGUCGAGCUCCAUCGCCCACAGAGUCGUCGCUCGAAGGCGGCCAUUCGACACCCUUGCCCAAAAGCUACUUCACCGAAAGCCAUUCACUGGAAAGGCUGUGACGUAUGGACGAAAGACAGAAGCUGAAGCCAGAGAAGUAUUUGAGAAGAAGGUUGGUGCGUCCGUUACACAGGUUGGCUUGAUAGUGCACUUGAGGCAGCCAUGGCUGUGUGCCAGCCCCGACGGAUUCUUCAAGACCAGCGACGAGACGACACUACUGGAAAUUAAGUGUCCCUAUUCAAGGAAAAACAAGGUUCUUAUCGAUGUGAGCAAGGAAGAAAGCUUUGUCAAGUACAUAGUAUAUGAAGAGGGGCGUCUGAUGCUGAAGAAGCGCCACACAUACUACACGCAGGUGCAAAUUGCGAUGUAUGUGACAAACACUACCCAAUGCUUCUUUUACGUGUACUCGUCGAAGCAGGAUGUCAUCAUACUUGUCGAGCGGGAUGAAGGCUUUCUCUCAGAGGCUGUCCCCAGGCUCGAGCUUUUCUAUUUUAGAUAUUACUUGAAGGAGCUCCUUCAGUCCUAG